UAAUAUUAUGGGGUUUCUAGCACUUAGGGUUCUUCGUUUAUCCUAUGUUGACUUAUUGGGAGACGGCUAUUUGGUAAAAGAUUUUCUGGAAAACUGCCCUUCCCUUGAGGAGCUGACUUUGUUAGACUGCGUGUUAAGCAAACUUGAUCUUCUUUGUAUUUCAUGCCCUAAGCUCAAGAAGCUUAGCAUUCUUAACCUGGACAAUAUGGAUGAUGGCAUGAGUGGUGGCAUUAAGAUUUCAUGCCCAAAACUUGUGGAUUUGGAUUUAAAAGGUCUUAUAGCAAAUAAUUUUUUCUUUGAAUGUCUUGACUCCUUGAAUAAAGCUGAGCUUGAACCUAAAUUCAUGGGGAACAUCAAAUAUGUGUUGUUUCCUGGAAUUUCUCAUGUCGAACAUUUGUUGAUCGACCUUAACUUCUUCAGUCAGUGCGUUUUUGCUGCAUGCGAUCCAGCCCUACGUAAUAUGAAGACUCUGGUGCUAACCACAUCAAUUGAUGCCUUCACCAUGGAUGAAUUCAUUCGAAUUCUCAAAUAUUACCCCAAAAUAGAGUCUCUCAAGUUAAUUGUUAGAGAGAAAUUUGAUGAACCAGAAGAGUGGGAGUUGCAUGAAGGCGAAGCAAGGAGACUCAUGACUCCAGAUGUGAAGAGGGUUGAGUUUUUUGAAUUUAAGGGAGAAAAGUCGAAAUUCAUUUCAGAUUGGGAGGAAGAUGUAUAUAUGGAAAUGGUUUUUAGUUGGGGUACCAAAGGCAAGUACUUUUAGUAUAGAUUAUGAUGUUACAAGCUUUCUAGUAAACCAUAAGUAGCACCUACCUAUUCAUGUAAUAGGGUAAAUAGACUUCUUGAUUAGAUUUGGAAUUUUGCUUCAUGGUGUUUUAGUUUCGGCUAUAACUAUAACUAGAUAAUACUUGUUUCGGUUCUA
This is a messenger RNA of Lactuca sativa (garden lettuce), 916 nucleotides long. RefSeq lists its product as uncharacterized. The record is from RefSeq and is a predicted model, not a curated record. Lineage: Eukaryota; Viridiplantae; Streptophyta; Magnoliopsida; Asterales; Asteraceae.